Messenger RNA from Alligator mississippiensis (American alligator), 2919 nucleotides. It is a transcript of the gene TM6SF1, whose product is annotated as transmembrane 6 superfamily member 1. NCBI's taxonomy places the organism in Eukaryota, Metazoa, Chordata, Crocodylia, Alligatoridae. Bases 88 to 1020 code for a protein of 310 amino acids. The record is from RefSeq and is a predicted model, not a curated record. The transcript has 10 exons. Gene Ontology annotation, cellular component: lysosomal membrane.
GGCCGGGGCCGGGCGCGGACCAUGCCGGGGCGCGGCGCGCAGAGCUGAGCGGAGCGGAGCGGAGCGGAGCAGAGCGGAGCUGCGGGGAUGAGCGCCUCGGCGGCCACCGGCGUCUUCGUCCUGUCCCUCACCGCCAUCCCCGUCACCUACCUCUUCAACUGCCUGGCCGCCACCAGCGGUUCCUGGGCAAUUGUGGCAGUUGGAUCACUGGUUCUGAUCUUUGUAGCUGUAGUGGCUCGUAUUCUGGUCAAAAGAAAACCACCCAAAGACCCACUGUUUUAUGUUUAUGCCGUAUUUUCCUUUACCAGUGUAGUGAACCUUAUAAUAGGACUUGAACAGGAUGGAAUUAUUGAUGGAUUCAUGACCUAUUACUUAAAAGAGGGUGAGCCAUAUCUGAACACAGCCCAUGGCCAUGUGAUCUGCUAUUGGGAUGGCUCUGCUCAUUACCUGAUGUAUCUUUUAAUGGUGGCAGCUAUUGCAUGGGAAGAGAGUUACAGAACCAUUGGCCUGUACUGGUUAGGAUCCAUUGUCAUGAGUAUCAUUGUCUUUAUGCCUGGAAAUAUUGUGGGGAAAUAUGGAACAAGGCUGUGUCCUGCUUUUUUCUUAAACAUACCAUAUAUUUGUCUUCCUAUAUGGGCUGGGUUCAGAAUCUACAGUCAACCUUCAGUGACUCACAACACUCCAGUAAAGGUGGUUCAGGAAGUCCAGAAGAAAGGACUACUAAAAAGACCAAUAGACCUAAUGUUGGCUAUAUACCUCAUCCCAGCAACUGGGUUUUGCAUAUUUAGGGGCAUGAUUGCUUUGGAUUGUCCUGCUGAACUCUGCCGGUCAUAUAUUCAGCUUCAUGAGCCCUAUAUCAAAGAUCCUGCUGCCUAUCCCAAACUUCAGAUGCUGGCAUACAUGUUCUACUCUGUGCCAUAUUACGUGAUCACGCUGUAUGGCCUAGUGGUGCCUGGUUGUUCCUGGAUGCCCGAUGUCACCCUUAUACAUGCUGGAGGAUUAGCCCAGAGUCUAGAGUGAAAUCUUGACACAAAGGAAGGAAAAAAUCCUCUCCUGUGAAUUGAGUUUCUGCAAUGGCAGUCUGGAAUGACAGAAUUCCUUUGGAGGUCCUUGCCCCUGGCCACUGCUCCUUCUCUGAGCUGCCUGCUGCCAGAAAUGCUCUUUACAGGUUAUGAGAAGACAGAUAGGAUGGAAAUACAUUUUUGUGAAUAAUAAAAAUACAGUAGCUGAAGUUGCAUAAUAAAAACUAGAUGAAAUUUAUAGUCCGUUUUGAUUCAAGGGAGAAGCUGCCAAGCACUAAAGCCCAGGCCCUGAAAGGGAUGUAUGUGCCUUGCUCUCUGAAUAACCAUGAAAAUUUGGGCCUGUGUCUCAGGAAAGAAAUUCUCCCAGAGCUCCUUCUUACAAGGACUGUAUGUUGUCUGUGCAGCAAAGGGUACUAAUCACCAUCAGAGACAAAACACAGGAUCAGUGGGACAAUUGGUCUAACUUUGUGUGGCAAUUUCGAUGUUCUUCCACAUGAUACCCCAACCCCACCACCAGAGUGCUUACCCGGACCUCUGGAUACUAGAGUCAGGCCAGAAGUGCCAAGACAGACAGGGCACCAUUAGAAGCCAAACUCUUACUCCUUCCUCCCCCUGCUGCUGGCUGUUUCAGGUUCUGUGCCAGGAGGUCCUUGCCCCUGGCCACUGCUCCUUCUCUGAGCUGCCCGCUGCGGGUAGUUCCAUUGGAGGAAAAGGGUGGGUCCCUGCAGCAAUGGGCAAUUGGGUGAAGCUGCCAGAUAGGGGAAGGGCUCUCCUCUGGGACUCGGGGUGGUACUAGCAGUCUGCAGGAAACAGACUGAACUGCUAGGCUCUUACAACGUGGUUUACAGUGUGCUACUGAGCUUCUGCUUGGUGUAUUACAGAUAUUCACAGGAACACCUGAACAGCCACUCUGCUCAAGUGUGUUUGCACUUGAUUCUUUUGACUGCUCUGCUUCCUGAGAAAGGCUUGCUAGAGCAGCUGUCCUCUGGGCACUGGGGUGGCAGGGAUUACUGAGAAAUCCCCUUUUGGGGGUAUAUCACAACAAUGCACAUGCUGCAUUUGUCUCUCUUCUUUCUACUUCGCUAGCCAUGGACAACAUUCUGCUUGUUGUGAUCCCUAGAUAACCCCUAUCAAAGCCUACAGAGAGCAGGAUUUGGCUUAUAGUCUACUUUACCGCAUUGCUAAAUUCCUUCUGAACCUUUCUCUUAAUCUCCUCAAAGUCAAGCUAGCAAUUAUUUUCUCAGGUUCCUCUUACUGGAAAAAAAAAAUCAUAGAAUUGGACAUAUGAUAGUUAAUGUAAAUGAGCUGUUGCUUGAAAUAGCUGAUAACAGAUGGAGACAAAAGACAGCAACUAUCCCAAGUGCUUCUAUCUUUAAAUGUUUGUUUAUGCUAAAAAUAUGCUGCAGCUCAGUGUGCUUCCCUUUGCACAUAACCAUCACUGUAAAUUUAACCUAUGCUGCAGAAAACUCUUAGCUCAGUGCUUCGCACAAGCUUGAUCUGGCAAACUGCUACUGAAGACAGCAGAGUAAAAUCUGCAUAGCAUCAUCAAAAGAAAUUUGUUUAGCUCCCCACUUCUUGUCUUUUCUAACACUUUGAUACAAAUUAAAGGUUAGGCCCUGCCUGCUCAGGUUAGCAUCAGUAGCAGCACUCCCAUGCAUGUGGAACUACAAAUGACCUCAGAUCAGGACUAAGUGUGUGUGUUGAAAAAAAAUGUUGUUUGGUGACGCGUGCAUGUAAAAAUAGUAAUGCAGGUUAUGCUGUUAUUCAAUCUUACCCAUUCUUAUGUGUAUAUAUACACAUCACAGGCUCAAUUUUCCCAUAUUGGUGCUUCUCUUCAUGCUCGAACUCCUUACGUCUACCGUGUCCCCGAAGAAGCAAAACUGUUUUUUCUAGCACU